GUGAAUCACAGCUUCAGAGGGGGAGUCGAGCACCAAACACUGCUCUUCACUCAAACUCAUCUCUUAUUGCGCUUUUACUUUGCUUUAGAUUCAAAACUGAAAGAGAGUCUCUAGGUCACAUUUGCGCCCGAGAAACAAAGUUUGAGACAAAAGGGAAGUUUUGAGAGCGCUCAUGGCUGCUCUAAUUAGCGCGUACUCGUCCUGGCCGGAGAGCUUUGAGUGCUCUGCGGGAAACGCGGACGUACCUGACGGACACACCUCCCACAGAGCUCCCGCGGACAAGGUGUCGGAGCCGCGCAUCAGGAGACCCAUGAACGCCUUCAUGGUGUGGGCCAAAGAUGAGCGCAAGAGGCUCGCGGUGCAAAACCCCGACCUCCACAACGCGGAGCUAAGCAAGAUGCUGGGAAAGUCAUGGAAAGCUUUAACUCCACCGCAGAAGAGACCGUACGUGGAGGAAGCAGAGCGUCUGAGGGUGCAACACAUGCAGGACUACCCCAAUUACAAAUACCGUCCCCGUAGGAAGAAGCAGCUGAAGCGCAUCUGUAAACGCGUGGACCCCGGCUUCCUCCUGACCACCCUCGGUCCCGACCAAAACUCCCUCCCGGACCCGCGAGGCUGCUGUCACCCCCUGGAUAAAGACGAGGAGAGCGGCGUGAGCGCCGGCGGCGGCUUCGGCUCUCCAAGCGCGGCUCUGCCCGGCGUCAGGGUCUUCAGAGAUCCCGCGAGCUCCAACAGCAGCUUCGACACGUACCCGUACGGCCUGCCCACACCGCCUGAGAUGUCUCCUCUGGACGCCGUGGAUCACGAACACCAGUCCUACUACUCGUCCUCCUCCACCAGCUCCUGCUCGUCUUCCGCCUCUUGCCCAGACGACAGGCGUCCCACGCCGGCACACAUGAGCAGUCCUCCUCCUUACCAUCCCGAUUACUCCCAACAGGCACCUCUGCACUGCGGGAGCUCACAUCUGGGCCACAUCCCGAUGUCCCACCAGGGAAGCGGGGCGACUUUUAUUCCAGCGCAUCCACUGUCCUAUUACAGCCCGUCGUUCCCACAGGUUCAGAUCCAUCACGGGCACCAGGGGCACCUCGGCCAGCUCUCACCCCCUCCGGAACAGGGUCACCUGGAGGGUCUGGACCAGCUGAGCCAGGCUGAAUUGCUGGGCGAGGUCGACCGAGACGAGUUCGACCAGUACCUAAAUUCCAAUAGUUAUCACCCCGAGCAGGGUGGGAUGACGGUCACGGGACACAUCCAGGUAACGCCGGCUUCCGUUUGCUCGAGCAGCGCUACGGAAACCAGUCUCAUCUCCGUACUGGCCGACGCCACGGCAGCCUACUACAACAACUACAGCAUUUCAUAAACGCCAAAACAAGGACAGUUGACACAGACAGAGACUGUGGGUCAGCAGUGUGACUGGCAGGUGAAAGGGGGGCUGCGGAGGGAGCGGAAAAGAGAAGCUACAGGAAGUCAAAGGACACCUCAGGGAUGCAUAGAUUAAAAAAAAACACUGAAGUUCAUUCCCAUCUUUGUUUCCAAAAAGAGAACGGAAGUAAAAAAAAAAAGGACAAACAUAGAAAUGCUCUCAUAUCUUGCCACAAAAGCAUGUAUAUAUGCGAUAAAGCUUAUUUAUAUAUCGAAUUGCUUUGCAUUAAAGCUUAUUGUAUUGUUUUUCAGUCCAGAUAUAUUCAUGUUUUUUUUUUUGUUUUUUUUUUCAAACCUCAAUUGUUUUACCUCAAGAAUUAUUUAAGUGAGGCUGGUCUCUUCCUUCAUUAGGACUUGAUUUUGAAGGAAAUUUGGCCUUUUCUUUUCCCUUUACAUUCAUUUUAAAAAUGUAUAUGUAUACUCAUAAACAGUUAAAAGACAAAUAAUAAUAAUGAAUACUAUUGUAUGCCAAUUUAGGUUUGCCAUAUUAAUUUAAUUCAAAUAAAAUUUUGAGUUUAUGUUUGUGUUUGCCCAUAUAAGUACAGCACAGUGAUUCUGUCUGGACUUGAGAGAAAAAAAAAAAAAAUGUUGCAGAUGCUCAUCAUUUUUGUGAUAUAUUAAAAGUGAAUGUUCUGAGGUCCCGUCUGAAUUAGACGCCGCUAAAUAAAAACACAAUAUAAAUACAGGA
This is a messenger RNA of Megalobrama amblycephala (Wuchang bream), 2107 nucleotides long. RefSeq names its product SRY-box transcription factor 7 (gene sox7). Gene Ontology annotation, molecular function: DNA-binding transcription factor activity, RNA polymerase II-specific; RNA polymerase II cis-regulatory region sequence-specific DNA binding. The coding region runs from base 173 to 1357 and encodes 394 amino acids. The transcript has 2 exons. Lineage: Eukaryota; Metazoa; Chordata; Actinopteri; Cypriniformes; Xenocyprididae. Gene Ontology annotation, biological process: anatomical structure morphogenesis; regulation of DNA-templated transcription; cell differentiation. The record is from RefSeq and is a predicted model, not a curated record.